ACGAGGGAGGAUUGCCAAACGCGGACGCCCUGUCAGUGUCAUGCGCAGGGAGGCCUAUAAUUUCACUUAUAGACCUUUACUCUCGUUAUGACCAUUUUCCUGUGUACCUGCCAGAUAGGCAGGUGACGUCGAUGCAUAUGCCAAGGGGGCUGAUCCACAUGAACGUGGCCCCUUAGGGUUGGACUAAUGCGGUGGCGAUGGUGCAAAGGCACAUGAUUAGGGCUAUGCAGACGGUUAGUCCACAUAUUACUCAGCCCUACAUUGAUGAUCUGGCGGUCAAGGAUCCAAAGGAGAAGGAGGAAGAUGAAGUGAUGCCAGGAGUGAGGCGGUUCGUCUGGAAGCACAUCCAGGGUAUCGACCAAGUUCUGGAUCUGCUGGAAGAACACAACCUGACGGCGAGCGUCCCCAAGUCGAAGCAUUGUAUGAGGGAGGCCACGAUUCUGGGCUUUGUCUGCAACGAAAAGGGGCGGAGGCCAGAUGUGAAGAAAAUGGACAAGAUCCUAGAGUGGCCAGUCCCCUUCUUGUCAAUAACGGACCUGAGGAGUUUCCUUGGGACCUGUGGAUUUUGGAGGAGUUUUGUGAAGGACUUCGCCACCAAGACGGAGCAUUUGAGGAAGCUGGUACGUCAGGAUCAGGAAUGGGUCUGGGGCAAGGACCAAGAAAAGGCGGUGGAAAGGAUGAAGAGAGAAUUCAAGGAAGGAGGCUUGGUGUUGGGAGCGCCGAAUUAUGAGGCCACGGAGGAAAAACCAUUCGUUGUCGAGACGGACGUCGGGCCAACUGCCUUAGGAGGGGUCCUGAUUCAGGCAGACGCGGAUGGAAAGGAGAGGCCGUUAAGGGCGGAUGGGUUGAGCCGUAUCAAUUGGGACGGGGCGAAUCAAGAAUCAAUUGAGGAUACCCUACUAGUCGACGGGUUCUUGGAUCAGGAGGAGGAUGUCCGCCUCCACAUAAAUGAAUGGUCGCUGAGGGUGCCUAGCUGUGUCGCGCAUCCCAUAUGGCUAGCACCAAAGGGGUACGAGCGGAAGGAAGAGCUGGUCCUCAAGCCUUUCCAGGAGGAAGAUCCGUGGGGGAGUAGGGAUGUUGGCUGGAUGAUGAAGUUGGCAUUGGCAGACACACAUAGUCUGGCGGAAGAGAAGAGGASGAUAGAAGAAGRGYCAACCCAGGUAGAGGAACAUGAGCAGUUAAUGGGAGGAAUGUACUUGCUCACCAAUACGCUCCUGCAGGGGAACUUUAACCAGAGGAGCGCARCCGGUUCCGAGGAGUGCGAACUUCUUAUCCCUGAAAGCCAGGACGACGAGUUCGAAGAGGGAGAGAUUAGGGAGGCCUUCCGUGCUGAGGAGUAUGACGGGAUCUAUCGGAAGUUGGGGUUACUCCUGUCGUGCGAAAUAAGGGAUAGGGACGCAAGUGCUAAAGCCCAGAAGAUGAGGCAUCUCUACGUAGUAAGAGAUGACCAUCUGUUUAUAAAGCGACAAGUUGGGAACCCCAAGAGGAUCGUAUGUGGGAGGAACCGACAGAUUGAUGUCAUAGCAGCUUUACACGAUGGUAUAGCAGGGGGGGCACAGAGGGGUUACUGCCACGUGCGCAAAGAUAAGUGAGCUCUACCAUUGGGAUGGAAUGCUGACUAUGGUCAUCAAGUAAAGCCAGUCCUGUGUA
Chara braunii is the source of this 1650-nucleotide messenger RNA. The record is from the annotation of a GenBank genome assembly. Lineage: Eukaryota; Viridiplantae; Streptophyta; Charophyceae; Charales; Characeae.